AUGUAUUCGCAUUUUUUUCAAAUUGAAUCUGAAGAAACAGAUAAAAUAAAAGCUGAAUCUUGUUUUAAAUCUAAAACUGGACAAUAUUUUGUUAAACCCGGUAUUCAAACCAGUUUAUCAUAUUUAAUCAAAUUAUUAAACCAGAAGCUAAAAGAAGAAUUAACACUAAAUGAAAAUAAUGAAACUCGAGAUACAUUUAUAUCUAACGAGUUUAUUGACAAGCAUCCGCUUUUAAAAUCUUUAAUUAGAUGGUAUCAACAAAAUGACUCGGAAAACAACAACAAAGCAAAUAGAUACACUGAAUCAAUUAAAAAAUUUGCCAUAUGCUUAUAUAUUUUCGGUGGUAAACAAUGUUAUGAGUUCGUUCGUUUAAAUAUGCCUGGUAGUAUACCGUAUUUGUCAACACUUGGUGAUUUAAUUAACAAAUCGAAUAUGACUUUAACUGAAACAGAAUUUAAAUUUGACUCACUUCAAAAGUUUCAAUCAGGUUUUGGAUUUUGUUCUGAAGAUACUACUGGUGUCAUUCCUAAAAUUGAAUACGAUUCGUCGACAAACUCAUUCAUUGGAUUUACAACACGAAUUGUUGAUGGUAUUCCAUUGAUGAAACAUUAUCAAGCUGAUACAUUUGAUGAUUUUUAA
Messenger RNA from Rotaria sp. Silwood1, 639 nucleotides. NCBI's taxonomy places the organism in Eukaryota, Metazoa, Rotifera, Eurotatoria, Philodinida, Philodinidae. The record is from the annotation of a GenBank genome assembly.